Molecule: messenger RNA, 1788 nt
Organism: Impatiens glandulifera
Lineage: Eukaryota; Viridiplantae; Streptophyta; Magnoliopsida; Ericales; Balsaminaceae
Product: splicing factor ESS-2 homolog
Exons: 1
Coding region: 130-1659 (509 amino acids)
Cellular component (GO): catalytic step 2 spliceosome
Source: RefSeq, a predicted model, not a curated record
CAUCUUCUCCUUUUGCGAAUCCGUGUUCUUCUCGGUUCUUCUUUUGGAGGAGGAGUUAGGGCUACAAAUUCUAUAAGCCCCCUUCCCUGUAAGAUUCGCCAUUAAUUCUUCUCUCGUUUUUCUGCAACGAUGCUGCUAUCUCCAGGGAAUUCUCCGCGUCACCUUUCAUCUCCUUCGCCAUCUGUUUCCGAAAGGUCAAUCGAAAACCCUAACCGGAUCUCUUCAACCGCAGCGGCAACACCUACAAGAAAUCAACAGACCGUUCUCGAUGAAGAUACCUAUGUCGCCUCCAUCGAGAAGAUCAUUGAGCGUGACUUCUUCCCAGAUAUCCCCAAGCUCCGUGACCGCCUGGAUUGGCUCGAAGCAAUUCGGAGCGGAGAUCCUGUCCAAAUUCGCGAUGUGCAAUUAAAGAUCAUCGAGCGCCGUCGUGGAAAAGCUCUUAAUCUUGGCUCCACAAAAGGUAAAUCACGAACACCUGGAUCGACUUUCUUCAGAACUAGUACGACUCCUUUUGAAUUUGAUAGAGCUACCCCUUCUGUUGCUAAUAAUGAGAAUUUGGGUGAUAAUGAUACGUCUAGUGAUGAUGCUCUAAUUGAUCCUAGUUACUCACUUGAUCAGUUCUUUAGGAGGUACACUAGUGAGGACAAUGAUAGUUUUUCGAAAAUCAUAGAAAAAGUUAAUAGGAAGAGGAAGGAGAGGUAUGGGUACUUGACAGAAGGGGAAAACGAGGAUGAUGUUCAAUCGAUCGAAGAUGCAAAGAGGGAUCGAAUUACUGACGGAUAUGGAACAUCAGAUCAGCCACCUAGUACAUUGGAAGGAUGUAAAUAUAUUGCAAAGAAUUUAUUGAUGUACCAUCCUGCUGAUCGAGGUGAGGCUCCAUUAACAGAAGCAGAAAGAGCGGAAAGGUUAAAGUGUUUAACAAAAGAAAUUAACAUGUCCAAUACUCGUUUUCACGGAAAAAUGAUAAAUGAUAUACCAAAAGAGGAGAACCCCAUGUCGGUUCUGUAUACUCCUGUUUCCGGCUCAACUCCAGGCCCCUUUUCUUUAUCAGAUAGAGAAGGGGAUAAGUUUAAGAAAUACGAUUUGGAAGACUUGAAGAAAACCCCAAACCCAUACUAUUUAGAAUCCUCUAAGAAGGCUGACAAUGGUUACAACUUUGUUCGAACUCCAUCACCUGCUCCUGGUGCAGAUGAAUCUCCUUUUAUAACAUGGGGAGAAAUCGAAGGGACUCCACUAAGAUUAGAUCUUGAGGAAACUCCAAUCGACAUUGGUGGAAGUGGAGAUGGGCCUCGGUUUAAGAUCCCAUUCCCGCCUACUAGAGAUUUAAAGGCACAUUCUUUGUCUAGAGAUGCAGCUCGUAAGGUGAGGGAUAGGUCUAGAAUGUUCCAGAAACCACCAUUGCCAUCACCCGUUAGAGGGGGAAGUGCUAGCCCUAGUGCAAGAACACUGUCACCUGCUGCUCAGAAAUUUGUUCGUAAUGCAAUUGCAAGAUCUUCCCACAAUGUUGAUAAGGAUCUCCGGGCUUCUUAUAGAGGAGGGGCAAGCCCGGGGCUUUCUACUCCAAAAAGUGUUAGGAGUAUGUCCAGGUUAGGGAGAGAAGAUGAGAGCUUAAGUACUAGAUCACCUUCUGUCAGGGAUGGCUUAAAUACACCUUGGUGAAGAGAUGUGCCUACUAUUAUGACUGUAAUAUGCUGCUUCUGCCAUUUGAAUCUAUGUAAGUUUGAAUCAUGUGUUAAAACUUAAAAGACUAUUUACUAUUACUGUUUGGAAGCAAACUUGUUAUGUUUU